Paralichthys olivaceus (Japanese flounder) is the source of this 1292-nucleotide messenger RNA. RefSeq names its product glutaredoxin 2 (gene glrx2). NCBI's taxonomy places the organism in Eukaryota, Metazoa, Chordata, Actinopteri, Pleuronectiformes, Paralichthyidae. Gene Ontology annotation, molecular function: protein-disulfide reductase activity. Gene Ontology annotation, cellular component: mitochondrion. The record is from RefSeq and is a predicted model, not a curated record.
GGAGGUCGCGCGCCGACGUUGCGCGCCUGCGUCAGACGCUGCUUCCGGCGCCUGACGUCAGGGUUGGCUGUAGCUUUAGCGCUAGCCACAAACGCUGCUAACAACAGAGGCUGGCGCGUGAGUCCAGAGCUGCGUGUUCUGUCGCCGCAUGUUUCAUCCAGGUCAACAGCUCGAUUACUUUCUGGCCAUGUGUUCCUUUGUCUCCAUGUUGUCUCGGGCGGGAAGUCUCCCGAGGCUGACGUGGACCGGCUGCCGAAGAAUGGGAAAUUAUACAUCGUCCACGACUGGGAGUCUGUCAGGCACAGCCUGCGUACAGUAUGUUCAGGAGGUGGUGUCACAGAACUGUGUCGUGAUAUUCUCCAAGACCACCUGUCCUUAUUGCAAAAUGGCCAAGAAUGUCUUCAAUGAAAUCGGUGCCAACUACAAAGUGGUCGAACUUGAUGAACACAAUGACGGGAGGAGACUGCAAGAGGCCUUAGCUCAGAUGACCGGUGCCAGAACGGUGCCGAGAGUCUUCAUUAAUGGAAACUGCAUCGGCGGAGGCUCAGACACCAAACAUCUCCACCAGCAGGGGAAGCUGGUGCCACUGAUCAAACAGUGUUCCCCCUGCUGCUCCAGCUCCGAGGGCUCAGCAAGCGGACAGUUCGCUAAAUGACUAACCGUUCUUGUAUUAUCCUUCAAUCCUGUAUUUAUUCAUUGUUUUCUCGAUCUGAUGCAACAUGUUUUACAUUGCUUGAGCAGGCCUGUUAUGUAUUUAUCAAAGUGCAUAGGAUGUUUCAUGUUUAAAACACAUAUGUUUUCAUGUAGGGAUGUUACAGUACUAUUAUUAAAGCUGCCAUGUUUUAAACACAGCCUGUGAAUAGGUGAACUACUUCAAAUCUCUUUUGUAUGGUUGUUUUUUUUAACCAUAUUACACUCACGAACAAGCACAACCUCUCGCAUCAAGCGUCAUCAAACAGUGAACACCACCAAGUAUUGACUCAUGUUCUGUUAAUGGAUUUUAAAGGGAAUUUCUCUGCGUCUUGUCGAACUGAAAUAACCGCAGAUUUGUUUUUUUUUAUGUUAUCAGCAUUUGAAACUUGAUAUCUAAUUAAAGAAAAUAAAUGUUGGUUAAUUGCAUAGACUGUAAAUGGAAAAAUAUAAAGUCGUUUUUUUUUUUUUUACAUGCUUGUCAAAACAUGUUCCAUUUCAGUGGCUGUGUGAUUAUUUUGUGUGUAAGGAAUCACGAUGCUGCUCGGUGUAAUGAAUAUUUAAAUGAAUGGGGAUGUUUAUGCAGAUGAAUCCUGUUUUUU